This is a messenger RNA of Salvia miltiorrhiza (redroot sage), 1805 nucleotides long. RefSeq names its product putative pentatricopeptide repeat-containing protein At1g12700, mitochondrial. Gene Ontology annotation, molecular function: protein binding. Bases 5 to 1738 code for a protein of 577 amino acids. Lineage: Eukaryota; Viridiplantae; Streptophyta; Magnoliopsida; Lamiales; Lamiaceae. The record is from RefSeq and is a predicted model, not a curated record. The transcript has a single exon.
AAUAAUGAGGUCAAACCACGCCGCCAUGUUUCUGGGUAGAAUUUUGUCAAAUUCUUCACCUAAAUUCUCCACUUUUGCCAUCCCUUCUCCACAUUAUCAAUCAUUUCUUGUACCCAGUUUUCAUUUUGAUAAUGCCAGCUGCCAAAUGAGGAGACACUUCUCCGCCUAUCCCAGAUUCGAUUUUGGAUCUAUACGUGAGCCCAACAAUGCCGUCGCUCUAUUUCGGGAAAUGGUGAGGACGCAGCCGCUCCCUUAUGUUUCUGUUUUCAGUAAAUUGUUGAGUACUGUGGUGAAGAUGGAACAAUACUCUCUUGCCCUUCAUCUGAUCGACGAAAUGCUUCAAAGGGAUGUUCCUGUAGAUCACUACAUAUUGAAUAUUGCGAUUGAUUGCUACUGCCGACAGAAAAGACCUGAUUUUGGGUUUGCGAUCUUAGGCAUUUUUUUCAAGCGUGGGUACGAUCCUGAUGUUGUAACCUUUAACACUCUCAUUAAAGGGUUAUUGUUGGUUGGAAGGAUCCCAGAGGCAACUAAAGUGUUGUGGAAGCUGGUGGUCUACCAAUUAUGCGAGCCCAAUGAACAGACGCAUAGUACUAUGAUUAAUGGGAUAUGCAAAGCUGUAGGUACUCUCCAUGCGCUGGAAUUGCUCUGUUUAUUGGAAAAAGAAAAGGGAAUCUGCAAACCCAAUCUCUAUUCUUACAAUGCAGUCAUUGAUGGUCUAUGCAAGGAAGGAAAGGUGGACGAUGCUCUCCAACUCUUCUCCUCUUUGGGUGAUAAGGGCAUUUCACCCAAUGUUAUGACAUAUAAUUCAAUAAUUGAGGGGUUGUGCAAGAUGAAAAGAAUGGACGAGGCCGAAGACUUGUUAAAGAAGAUGAUAGCUGACAAGGUCUGCCCAAAUGUGGUGACGUGUAAUAUCUUUGUGGAUGCUUGGUGCAGAGAUGGAAAGGUGGAAGAGGCCGAGCAUAUGUUGGUAGCUAUGAAGGACAUUGAUCUUAAACCUGAUAUUGCUAUUUACAAUGCAUUGAUAAAUGGGUACUGUAUGCAAGGAAAAAUGGACGAAGCUAGACGCAUUUUUCUAUUGGCAAUGAAUUCGGGAAUCAAGCCCGAUAUCAUAAGCUACAAUAGCUUGAUGAACGGGUAUUGCAAAAAGGGGCAAAUCGAUGAAGUUUCACGUCUUUUUUUCAUAAUUCCCUACAAAAGGUUAAAGCACAAUGUGGUUUCUUAUACCAUAAUGCUAGAGGCCUUAUUUCGUGAAGGCAAAUGUGAAGACGGCGUGAAGCUUUUCAAAGAGAUGGAAGCUCUACAAGUGUCUCCGAAUAUAAAGACUUAUACUAUCCUUAUUGAUGGAUUAUGCCAUGAUAAUAAAGUGACACAAGCAAAGGAUCUAUUCAACGAGCUUCCAUCCAAAGGUAUGCAGCCUAAUGCCGUAACAUAUACAGUCCUUAUCGGUGCACUUUGCCAAGAUGGGCAAAUAGAGGAGGCUAAGGAUUUGAUAAUGGAAAUGGCUAACAACGGUUGCUUGCCUGAUUGUGUGACAUACAAUGUUUUUGUUCAAGGUCUUCUCAAAAGGAACAAGAUACAUGAUGCAAUGCCAAUUUUGGAAGAGAUGAAUGCAAGGGGUUUCACACUUGAUGAGACUACUUUUUCGAUGUUGAUUGAACCUGUGGUAAGGGAAGGUAGAGAUAGUGUUCUAUUUGAUAAGAUUAAGAAACUUGUACCAAAGGACCUCUUUUCUAGAUAGGUGUUAUGCUAUGUUAGAGGUUGAAGAAUUAUAUUACCAGAACUAAGGUGAAACUAUAUUUAUAUCU